CAUGUUGGUACACAGUAGUCCUGCUUGUGGGGUGGAGACAUAGAGAUAUAGGCACCGCUACUGUACUGGAAUUAUUUUCACCACCAUUUUCGUUUGAGAAAAAGUCCGCAUUUUGGUUGUAAGAUGCCGUUUGGAACGGUUCUAGCCAUAGGGCUACUACUUGUAGCGAGCGUUGCGGCUGAUAUAGACUUCGUGUAUCACAACUACACCGAGUUGACGCGCGUUCUUACGGAGACGGCGUUACAGUGCCCGGAGAUCAUGCAGGUCUAUACGGUGGGGCAGAGCGUGCAGGGCCGGGAACUCUGGGUCAUGGAGAUCAGCGACAACCUGGGCGACCACGAGCCAGGUGAACCAGAGUUCAAGUAUGUGGGAAACAUGCACGGUAACGAGGUGGUUGGACGUGAGAUCCUUGUGUACCUGGUACAGUACAUCUGUGAUCAGUACUCCGCAGGAGACAGCCGCAUCAGGAGCCUGGUGCACGAGACUAGGAUCCACAUCAUGCCCUCCAUGAACCCGGACGGCUUCGAGUUCGCUGAAGCUUAUACCCCUCCAUCCAGCCCGAACCAGACGGACUGGUCCUAUCUGGCUGGCCGGUACUCUUUCUUCGAUAACGGGGAGCGCUACGACGGGUUCAACGGCACGGACCUGAACCGGAACUUCCCGGACCUGAACUCGGUGGUCUACCGGUACGAGAACACCUCCGGGCCGAACCACCACCUCAGCGUGCCCGACGACUUCUGGACGGGCAAGAGCCCCGCGCCAGAAACCCUCCGGGUGAUGGACUGGAUUCUCCGCUAUCCCUUCGUCCUCUCGGCGAACCUUCACGGGGGCGAACUCGUCUCCAACUACCCGUACGACUUGUCCCGAACCUAUCCGGCCAAUCCCGACGCCUACACGAUGUGUCCCGACGACGAGGUGUUCCGAGAACUUGCGAAGGCCUACUCCCUGCCGCACGGCACCAUGGCGAAGUGCGGGGUGACCCAACCGUGCGAUACCGACGACUUCGCCUGUCGGGACGGCAUCACCAACGGGGCCGACUGGUACAGCGUCACGGGGGGUAUGCAGGACUUUAACUACCUUGCCUCGAACUGCUUUGAAAUCACGCUGGAACUGUCGUGUAACAAGUUCCCACCUGAGAGCGAACUGAUGCAGUUCUGGGAAGACAACAGGGAGGCGCUUUUGCAAUUCAUGGAAAAGGUGCACAGCGGCAUCAAAGGGUUCGUGAGAGACGCCAACAACAACGGCAUCGCUGACGCCGUCAUCUCUGUCAGGGGUAUCAACCAUGACGUUACAACAGCGCGUGACGGUGACUACUGGCGGCUGCUGGUGCCGGGUACGUACCGCGUGACGGCGUCGUGGGGCGGCUGGAGUCAGGAGAAGACCUGUACAGCCGCUAACCGAGCCGGGAGAUGUGACUUCGUCCUGGGGGCACCUCCCACCCGGCCGCCCGGCACUUCUAACGGGAACUCCGGCAGGGCGCUGGUCUGGAGCUUCGUGUUGGCGGCCGCUGUGUUAGUCUUCAGUUGACUGUGAUUUAAAAAUUUUAAACCACGAAAAGAAAACUCUACAUUCGCUAAAGAUUUGAUUUAUUACAUCUGUAGCUUCGUGUUGGCCAUUGCAGUGCUUGUCUUCAGUUGGCUGUAAUUUUUUUAACCACGAAAAGAAAACUCUACCCUCAUUAACUCGGCUGUAUGAAAUGAUACAGCCAGGACUGUCAAACUAGCGGGAGGCUAGUUGAAAGGACUAGCUCCGGUAACUGGACUAAUAGUACAAUAAGAACCGUUACAAUGCUGAUUUCAGUGCGUUAACAGACUGAGGUAGCUUUUACAAUGCUCGUUCAAAUACGUUAACAGAAGUAACUUAACAAUGCUCAUUCAAAUUAAAUCGCUGCUUCGCUUCGCCUUGCUAAAGGUUAAAGUAAUAGUAUUUUUUAUGCCACAUACAUGUAGAAUAGCCGUCUGCCAUACAUUCAGAUUUCGCGCCUAUGUUAUGACUGACGUGGUAAUUUCGCCCUUUCAAACAAUAAUAAAACCAAGCCUGACUGGUUAGAUUGAAGGGAAGAUUGGGCUGCACAAUGGUAGAUGACCUUUCGUGAGGGCACUGCCAGAUAAUGCUGGGCGUAGCUGCAAUUGUCUCCACGCAACCGUAAUCAUACACUGCUAAUAUAAGGCCCGGGAAAAAUCUUGUGUUUCGGGUUUUCAUCGAGAUCAUGAAUAUGCAGUGUUUCUCUUUUUUUCUUUUUCUUUCCUUUAAGAUUUCUGUUGUGGUAUCGUAACAAAUAUAGUUUAAUUUAUCGCAACGUGAAAAUAAAAUGCAUCAGAACCAGUGCUGUCUACAGGAUACCUAGGAGCCGUCCCUCCGUUUACUUUUGAAAAAAAAAAACACUAGUAUUUCACCUGGUGUACUCAAUAAAAUACUGAUUUCUAAAAAUGCGCGUGGGGUACUAGUAUUAGUGAUGUGUCAGAUGGUUUGAAAUUCAGAUGUCAGAUCGACGAAACUUGUGUGCCCUUUCCAGCGGUCAACCUGCAAAAAAGACAAGGCUGGACAGGUUUUUGAUACGGUCGAUCGGAGACCACAAAUAUAGCAUGUUUUCACAAUGCUAAUCAUCUUUGUCAUAGCGAUAACGACCUUUUAAGGGUUUAUAUAUGGGUUUUAAUCGGAUUAAGGUUCCUCCUGUAUCUAAUACUUGCUAUUAAGGCCAUGUUGAUUUGAUUAUAUGGAUGACAUCCACGCGCGCAUGAAUUUUUGUCCGCUUCUAAGAAAGAAAGUUUUCUACCAUCUGAGUUCACACGGCAUGUGUGUAGUCUGUAGUGUGUUUGUCUGCACGUAGUCUGUGGAGUUUUGA
Branchiostoma belcheri (Belcher's lancelet) is the source of this 2845-nucleotide messenger RNA. Its product is annotated as carboxypeptidase E-like. Gene Ontology annotation, molecular function: metallocarboxypeptidase activity; zinc ion binding. Gene Ontology annotation, biological process: proteolysis. The coding region runs from base 124 to 1527 and encodes 467 amino acids. Lineage: Eukaryota; Metazoa; Chordata; Leptocardii; Amphioxiformes; Branchiostomatidae. The record is from RefSeq and is a predicted model, not a curated record. The transcript has 7 exons.